GGCAAUAAAUACAUUUAUCAAGUCAUGAAGUGAAAACCUAUUUUACACGCUUUAUAGAACAACUAUUUAUUUAUUUCAGAUAUCCUAACGAAUUAUUUAUCACUGAAGAAUGUGGACCCUCCGGCGACUCCAGAUACUGCCAUCUAUAGUUCAAUUCAGGCAACCAAAAGCCUGCUACAUUCCGACAAAGAAGCUCAUCAAGAAUAACAUAAAACUUCUGGAGGAAGACAAAAAACUGCUCAAAGAAUCUGUUAAACACUUGCCAGAGUUUCUUGAGGAGAUGGAAGGAUUUGAAGCAGAAUUUGGUCAAGAUCCAGCAGAGUUCCAUACAGAAAGGAAAAGGGAAGAAGAACAGAAGAGGCAAUUUGUCAAACGGAAAAUCCUUGAGAAAAAACACUUCAAGCCACCUCAAGAAGUGAACCUGCUAACCUGGGAUGCUAAGGAACAAAUACGCUACCUUCAUUAUGAAUUCCCAGAUGAAUGGGCUCUGGAAAAGUUAGCAGACAGCUUUCCUAUCUCUGUUGAUGGAUUAAAACGACUCCUGAAAUCAACUUAUGUGCCACGAGAUGCCAAUGACUUGUAUAAUCAUGACCUGAGGGUGAAGAAGAAUUGGAUGGCGCUAAAAGAUGGCGUUGCUGGUGGUGGUGGUCCUCUGGCUGUUCGCUAUCAAGAUCUUAUUGCGGAAGGUAAACUGCGCCUUCUUGGUAAUGCUGCUGGCAAUGCCAGUCUUCCGAUGCCUGAGAAAAAGCUGUUGGGUCCUGGGAAAGCUCUAGAGCAUCAGGAAAGAAAGGUUGGAAGAUUUGAAGCAAUUGUAAAAGACUAUGUUGAACAGAAGAAUAAGGCAGACAAUGAGAAUUUGUUAAAUUCUGGGGUUAAAGAGGAUGUUGUAUCUGAUAUUUUCUCCCAGACUGAUGAAAUAAAGAAACUGAUACAAACUUUUGUACCUGUGGAGACAAAGAAAAGUAUUGUCAGUCAUGUUUCAAUGUUUAGGUAUCUGCAGGACAGAACAUCCAGUGACCAAGAGCGGAAACCGGAUGUACGUAUUGAGAAAUCGCAUGAGAAGAAACUUCGCAGAAAGGUUCAUGACUUUAGGCAUGCAGUUAGCAAAGAAGAGAGAUCUGAUUUGCAAAAUAACAGGCCCAGUGAUAGACUUGGUGAGAAUAUUACGGAUAAUUAUCCUGCUCAGGAGGUAUUUGAAGUCGUGCCAGACAGGCAGCCUGAUUCAUCAAAACCAAGACUAGAAGAAGCACCAAAGAGAACAGCACCGAGGACUGAUGAAGAAUUUCAGAUGGAAAAUUCCAAAGGAUUUGAUUAUCAUACUGUUGGAGAUGAAUUUCUCUCAGAGGUGGGACCUGUUGUUGGCAGUGAUGACACUCAUGCUGCCGGUAGCAAGGAACGUGCAAGAGGUGGCAGGUCUCUUCGGAGAAGUAGGGGUAGGGGAGCCACUCGAGUGCGGUUAGAAGAUUUGAAAUCUGAUUAUCUUCCUAAGUAUCAAAUGGAAGGGACAAAAAAGUUGGGUGUGCCGCCUUCCAACGACCAGGGGAAUGAGAUCAGUGACAUUUCUAGUGAUGACCUGGAGGAACUAAAACAGACAAAAACUGGUCAAUUUACGAAACAUGCUGGGGAGUCAUUUCAAGGGUCAGGUUCUACUAUCAAAAGUCAGAUACAAUAUGAAAAUCAUGGAAAGCUGAAUGACAUGAAAGAAGCAUAUUUGUACAGUGAUGAGACUGGUUAUCAGCAUCCAUAUGGAAAGGUGGAUGAUGCACUGGGUUCAGUGCAGAUUUCCGAAAAUGUGAAAAAGCCUGGGAGAAUUUUCAAGAAGGGGAAUGUUUAUUAUGAUGAGGAUGGAGAAUUUUUGUAUCGUACACCUUAGGCCCAGCACACCAACACUGACAUUAACAAUCAGCUUGGUAAAUAGCGCAUUUGAAGUGUAAAACAUACGACCUGCGACUAUUAUUGAGUGUCUUGGUGAAUGACACUUGGAGACAUUUUGAUUAUGUAGCACGAUUUGUUUUUGCUAGGAAAUAAACCCAAU
This is a messenger RNA of Lineus longissimus, 2035 nucleotides long. RefSeq lists its product as uncharacterized. Gene Ontology annotation, cellular component: nucleus. Lineage: Eukaryota; Metazoa; Nemertea; Pilidiophora; Heteronemertea; Lineidae. The record is from RefSeq and is a predicted model, not a curated record. The transcript has 3 exons. The coding region runs from base 110 to 1873 and encodes 587 amino acids.